Messenger RNA from Diaporthe amygdali, 3978 nucleotides. RefSeq lists its product as uncharacterized. The record is from RefSeq and is a predicted model, not a curated record. Lineage: Eukaryota; Fungi; Ascomycota; Sordariomycetes; Diaporthales; Diaporthaceae. The transcript has 5 exons. Gene Ontology annotation, cellular component: cytosol. Bases 1 to 3978 code for a protein of 1325 amino acids. Gene Ontology annotation, molecular function: 5-oxoprolinase (ATP-hydrolyzing) activity. Gene Ontology annotation, biological process: glutathione metabolic process.
AUGCCGUCCAUUGGUGAAGAAGGCAUCAGAAUAGCCAUUGACCGAGGUGGUACAUUCUGUGACUUCUGGGCACGUAUCCCCGGCCGCCAAAACGACCUUAUCUUCAAGCUUCUUUCCGUUUGUCCAGACAAAUAUGCCGAUGCACCAACAGAAGGCAUUCGACAGAUCCUUGAAAAGGCAACCGGCAAGUCCAUCGCGAAGGGCGAGCUGUUGGAUUUGGCCCCCGUAGAGAGCAUACGCAUGGGGACCACCGUCGCCACCAAUGCUCUUUUGGAACGGAAGGGCGAGCGGACGGCUCUCUUAAUCACCAAGGGAUUCCAAGACCUUCUGAUUAUCGGCAACCAGGCACGGCCAAGGAUUUUUGAUCUCGCAGUCAAGAAGCUCGGCACUCUUUACGAGACCGUUGUCGAGGUGGACGAACGCGUGACCAUAGAGGGCUUCUCCGAGGACCCGGAGCCGCAACCAAUUGAUGUAUCGAGCGACGAUGACUUGGUAAUGGGCAAAACAGGCGAGGCUCUCCGAGUUGUGAAACGGCCCGACCUGAUGGCCAUCAGACAGGACCUUCAGGGUCUGCGGGACCGGGGCUUUCGCAGCUUAGCGGUGGCACUGAUGCACUCUUACGCCUAUCCUGAUCAUGAAAUCGCAAUAGGAGAUCUGGCCUGCGAGAUGGGCUUCAGGGUUUCUCUCUCAUCACAGCUUCAGAGCAUGAUCAAGCUUGUCUCUCGUGCGCAGUCAGCCGUUGCGGAUGCCUACCUCUCACCCAUCACCGACAAUUACCUCGAUGGCUUCCGGCGGAGCUUCAAGGGUGAACUACGGGAUCCGCAGUCGGCCAACAAGCUACUUCUGUCCCAGAGCCAUGGCGGUCUGGUCAAGUACACUGAGUUCACCGGUCUGCGCGCAAUUCUCUCUGGACCCGCCGGCGGAGUCAUUGGGUAUGCACGAACAUGCUACGACGCUGCAGAGGGCACCCCGGUGCUCGGCUUUGAUAUGGGUGGAACCAGCACCGAUGUUUCUCGGUAUGGCGGCGCCCUGGAGCAUGUUUUCGAGAGCAACACCGCCGAAGUUCAGAUUCAGACGCCUCAGCUAGACGUCAACACUGUGGCCGCAGGAGGUGGCUCCAUUCUGUUCUGGAGCAACGGCCUGUUCAAAGUAGGCCCUCAAUCAGCAGGCGCAUUCCCCGGACCGGCCUGCUACGGUAAUGGAGGCCCAUUGACCAUUACCGACGCCAACUGCUUCCUUGGGAGAGUCCUUCCAGACUUCUUCCCCCAGAAAUUGCACAUGGACAAGGUGAAGGAAGAGUUCGCCAAGCUGACCCAGCUGGUCAACUCGGAAAAGCACGGCGAUGAUCAGCUCACCCCCGAACAAGUUGCUAUGGGUUUUAUUGAGGUGGCAAAUGCGACAAUGGCGAGACCGAUCAGGACUUUGAGUGAGGGCAGGGGUUUCGAUACCGCAGCUCACAAUCUUGCCUGCUUUGGCGGCGCGGGUGGUCAACAUGCCGUGGCUAUUGCAAGGGAUCUCGGUAUCCGCCGGAUAUUGAUCCACAAGCUAUCGAGUAUCCUGUCAGCAUACGGCAUGGCACUGGCCGAUAUUGUCGUCGAGAAGCAGGACCCGGAAGCGGCUAUCUAUGGUACCGAGGCAAGCGACAGGAUACAAGAGCGAUUUGAAGCCAUGGCUAAGAAAGCAACCGAAGACUUGGGCUCCCAAGGCAUUCCAGCUCAGAGGGUCAUACAUGAAUAUUUCCUGAACAUGAGAUACAGAGGAAGCGACACGGCACUUAUGAUACAGCAGCCGGAUGAUGGCGAUUUCUCCCGAGCAUUUAGUGAUCGCCACCAACGUGAAUUCGGGUUCGGUCAACCCGACAGGGAUAUCUUGGUUGAUGACAUUCGCGUCAGAAGUAUCGGCAAGGCGAUUGACGUCCCAAUAUGCAGCCCAUUCAAAGAUCUUGAAGAAGCGGCGAAAUUUUCGGUGCUGGACGCAAGCGCCGCGAAGGGAACACGAAAGGUUUAUUUCGAAACGACAGGCUGGACGGAUGCGGCUAUCUUUCACAUCGACAGCAUACCCAGGAAGGUUAAGAUUAUGGGACCGGCGGUGGCAAUUGAUGCGACUCAGACGAUAAUCAUUGAGGAGGACAGUGUGGCGAUCGUUCUAGAUGACCAUAUUGUUCUUGACAUUGUCGCAGCCAAACAAAAGACAGUUGGCAUUGACGAAGUCGACCCGGUGCAGCUAUCUGUCUUUGGCCACAGAUUCAUGUCCAUUGCAGAGCAGAUGGGGAGAACUUUACAAAAGACAUCCAUUUCCACCAACAUCAAGGAACGUCUAGACUAUUCAUGUGCUAUCUUCUCCCAGUCUGGAGGACUCGUUGCCAACGCUCCGCAUAUUCCGGGUCACUUGGGCUCGAUGAGCACAGCAAUCAGAUAUCAGGCGCAUAAAUACGGCCUCAAGGGCCUGCAGCCCGGUGAUGUGAUUUUGUCGAAUCAUCCUUGCUCGGGUGGAACACAUCUGCCAGAUUUAACCGUCACAACGCCCGUCUUUGAUGACAACGAAAACCCAACAGAGAUCCUGUUCUUUGUUGCAAACAGAGGUCAUCACGCAGACAUUGGUGGCAUCCUGGCCGGAUCUAUGCCACCCAACUCGACAGAAUUGUGGCAAGAAGGGGCUGCUAUUGAAUCCUUCAAGAUGGUCAAAGCCGGAGCUUUUGAUGAGGAGGGCCUGGUUGACGAGCUGUACACCAAGCCUGGGAAGUAUCCCGGCUGCAGCGGAACCAGGACACUUAAAGACAAUAUCGCGGAUUUGAAAGCAUCCGUGGCUGCUAACAAUCGUGGUAUUCAUCUUAUCCAGGCACUUGUCAAGGAAUACUCUUGGCCGGUCGUGAAGUUCUAUAUGGACGCUAUUCAGAAGAACGCGGAAGAAGCAGUACGCACCCUUCUGAAAGGAUUCAGUGAGCGGUUCAGAGGCCACCCUCUGAAGGCGGUGGACUACAUGGACGAUGGUACGCCAUUGGCCUUGAAGGUGACCAUCAACGGCGAAGAUGGUUCCGCUAAAUUUGACUUCACCGGCACGGGCCCCGAGGCUUUCAACAAUUUAAAUACACCUUCCGCGGUGAUGUACUCUGGGAUCAUUUACUGUCUCCGGUGCAUGAUUUCCUCUGACAUUCCACUAAACCAAGGAUGCCUCACCCCGAUCGAGGUGUACUGCCCACCAAAGACACUGCUAUCUCCGUCUCUUGAAGCUGCGACUGUGGGCUCGAAUGUAGAGACCUCCCAGCGUAUUGUGGAUCUCAUUUUCAAGGCCUUCCGCGCAUGCGCUGCUAGCCAGGGGACUUGUAAUAAUCUGACUUUCGGUUACGGCGGUACGGACCCGGAGACCGGCAAUAUUGUCAAGGGAUUUGGUUAUUACGAGACCAUCGCGGGCGGCGCUGGAGCCGGACCAGGGUGGAAUGGCCAGAGCGGUGUGCACACCAACAUCACAAACACAAGAAUCACGGACCCGGAGACCUUCGAGAAAAGAUACCCGGUAAUCCUCAGAGAGUUCUCCAUCAGGAAAGACACUGGUGGCGCAGGCUUUUACAAAGGAGGAGACGGAUGUGUGCGCGACAUCGAGCUGACUCGACCCAUGCAGGUCAGCAUUCUCUCUGAGCGAAGAGUAAUACCGCCGUACGGAAUGGCCGGCGGCUGUGAUGGAGCAAGAGGCCGGAACAUAUGGGUUCGACAAGACCCCAAGAAUGGUUCUGAGCGAUAUAUCAGUCUCGGAGGACGGGCUACAACCAUGAUGAGCCCAGGCGACAGGAUCAUCGUGCAGACCCCAGGAGGUGGUGGGUAUGGCAAGGAUCCGAAUGCCGAGGAAGAAUUUGUGCCGCCUGAGGAGUUGGAAAUCCUGAAGCAAUCUAAAAUUGCCAGAAAUGGUUUGGCGAACGGUUCUUCCGCCUUCAGAGCGAACGGCAGUGUUGCAGAGCGGGAGGCUGUGGGUGCGUCAAACUAG